UUAGUGCGAAAAGAGGUUUAAAUUAAAACAGUUGUAUCCUACAGUAGAAAAACACGAUAAGAUAAUAUUCCCAACAGAUAUAAAUACAAUAUAUCAUGAAUAAAUAAUAAAAAUGGAACGAAGUGUACAAAAUUAUUUGAAAGUGAUGAGUGAUAAAUGCAAUGGAGUCAAAUGAACACAUUUAAAAUUGUGGUAGAGUGAAAAAAGUGCAAAAAUCAAUGGAGAUCUGGACAAGAGUGCAAUAAAUAUCACUUCCAUCGGUAACCGAUAUAGAAUUAUGGAUCUUGGGAAAUCCAAUUUGUGCGUAAAUUCGUUCACAGAUAACUGUGCUUAAGGCGACGCGUGUGUUUUGUGAUCAACAUAAAGCCGGCUAAAUAAAGAAAUCACCUCAAUUGCAUUUUGUAAGAUCCAGCAGCAAUCGAACGAACGAGCGCCCAUAUCAACUGAAGCAACAUGAUGCUGCAACAUUUGAAAUCAAUCGCUGCAUUGGCAACAUUACUAAUGGUCUUUUCAACUGCUCUGGGACAACAAUUGAAAUCAAAUCAGGAAGAUCCCUGCAAACAUAAAGGACGUGUAGUUGGUGAUGUCACCUAUUGUGAUCGCUAUUGGGAGUGUGUCAAUAAUCAGCCGGAAUUGUACGAUUGUCCAAAUGGUCUGGUAUUUGCUGGUAAACAUCGCGGUGUAACAGAAGGUUGUGAUUAUCCAUGGCGUGCCAACUAUUGUGAGGAUAAACAAAUGGCGAAUGGUCCAAUUUCGACGGAACAUUGUGACUGGUUGUAUGGUAUAUUUGGUCAUGAGACAUCGUGUACACGUUAUUGGACUUGUUGGAACGGUACAGCCACCGAACAAUUGUGCAUUGGCGGUCUGCUCUACAAUGAGAAUGCCCACAGCUGUGAUUGGCCUGAAAAUGUCGAUGGUUGUCAAAAGCAUCCUCUUUGCAAUGAUGAUGCCAAUGGUAAUGUUCCUUUGGGCAAAUCCUGCAAUCGCUAUUGGCAAUGCCAAGGCGGUUAUCCACGUUUGCAACGUUGUCCGGCCAUGCUUGUCUUCGAUAGGCAUUCAUUGCGUUGCGUUGUGCCACCAACGGAGGAAUGUGAUAUACCAACAACCCCACUGCCCUUCGAUGGCGAUGGUGAAAACAACAAUGUCAGCGGUGGCGGUCAACUGGCGAAAGAUGAACAGGAGCGCAAGUUGGCCAAUGAAGGUGUACCGCCAUUACCGUUGCAGGGUAAAAAUUUCCAAAGAGCCAGAAAUUAGGGAAGCAACUACAGCAGCAAGAAAAAAUAAAACAACAACAUCACUACCACCACCAACCAACCAACCAACCAACCAACCAACCAACCAUCUCCUUGUACAUAUUUUUUUCUUAAUUUGAAGCAACCUAAUCAACAUCAUCUACCCGAGUAACUGCAAUAUUUCAACACUGAGCAGCAACGAGAAAUUGAUGAACCCACCCAGAAGUGAGUGGCCUUCUUGCAGUGGCCAACAUUAUUGACGACAUGACCAAGGAGAAAUGAAAAUCAACAACAACACAAUGAAAUAUUUAAUUUUUUUUUAGUCUUAUGCUACUCUGUUUUUUUCGCUUCUCUUCUCUCCUCAAUAGGAGCAAAAAUAAAUUUUUCGACAAAUUUAAUUCACAAAAAACAAAAAAUAAAUGAGA
Messenger RNA from Stomoxys calcitrans (stable fly), 1657 nucleotides. Its product is annotated as protein obstructor-E. Gene Ontology annotation, cellular component: extracellular region. Gene Ontology annotation, molecular function: chitin binding. The transcript is spliced from 6 exons. Lineage: Eukaryota; Metazoa; Arthropoda; Insecta; Diptera; Muscidae. The record is from RefSeq and is a predicted model, not a curated record. Bases 454 to 1254 code for a protein of 266 amino acids.